AUGGGGCCCCCGGGCAAUAGGGGAUCAUGGGGCCCCUGUGUCCUUGCCCAAACUCAAAAAAGCCUAUGAAGAAGGUACCAGGGGCAUCUUAUGGGGCCCCCUACUGACCCCGGGCCCUCGGGCAAAUUAAAUUUCAUUUUUAAGCCAGGGAAGCAAAAAUGUGUGCUCCUAAACAGGGGCACAGGACUGACAACUCAUGGGGCCCCCGGGCAAUAGGGGAUCAUGGGGCCCCUGUGUCCUUGCCCAAACUCAAAAAAGCCUAUGAAAAAGGUACCAGGGGCAUCUCAUGGGGCCCCCUACUGACCCUGGUCCCUCAGGCAGUGCCCGAGUUUCCAAAUGGUCAGUCCGCCCCUGCUCCUAAAUGAGCUUAUGGGU
Molecule: messenger RNA, 375 nt
Organism: Staurois parvus
Lineage: Eukaryota; Metazoa; Chordata; Amphibia; Anura; Ranidae
Source: the annotation of a GenBank genome assembly